Messenger RNA from Mercenaria mercenaria, 5252 nucleotides. RefSeq names its product receptor-type tyrosine-protein phosphatase alpha-like. NCBI's taxonomy places the organism in Eukaryota, Metazoa, Mollusca, Bivalvia, Venerida, Veneridae. Gene Ontology annotation, molecular function: protein tyrosine phosphatase activity. Gene Ontology annotation, biological process: protein dephosphorylation. Bases 1 to 981 code for a protein of 326 amino acids. The record is from RefSeq and is a predicted model, not a curated record. The transcript has 9 exons.
AUGGCAAAUAAAGCAAGUGAAAUACAGUUCAAAGAACAAUAUAAGUACCUACAUGGUAUCAUUGUGGAAGCACUGGUGUUACCAUCGCAACCUGUACACACGGACAAGUUUCACGGCGUAUACAGUGAGCUCAAAGAGAUUGACUCGAAGACCAGAAAGACGAAACUGUACUUGCAGUACGAGGCUCUGAUGGGAGAAUCAGGAACUGCCAGUGGAAACGACUCGGAGGAUGAUAAUUAUACAUCAGCAAAGAGAACAGAGAACAAAAAGAAAAAUAGAUACGACAAUAUACUUGCACCAAACGAGUUCCGGCCAUUUCUGCUUACACAAGUGCCUGGAUGCACAGAUUAUAUUAAUGCUGUGUUUAUUCCGGGCUACCGAGAUAAGUUUGGCUACAUUCUGACCCAGACACCAAUGCAGGCUACAGCUAUCGACUGUUGUCGUCUAGUUUAUGAGCAGGAGGUCAAGGUCAUUGUCGCUUUUCAAGAAAAUGGUGAUGAUGAUAUCGGUACCUAUUUACCAGAGAAAGGAUCUGUUAAGCUUGGCCCAUAUUCUAUGGCAUUCGUUGCGGAAGACGACCAGAUGAAUUACACCAAACGUGAUUACCAGUUAACAUUUCGGUCAGAGAAGCGCUCGGUUACACAACUUAUGUUCAAGCAAUGGCCACCGACAAGUUUGGUACCAUCGGAUCCCUGCAAAAUGUUAUAUUUUCUGGAAGAGUUAGAAACAUUGCAGAGACAAAACGACAAUAAAACAAUACUGAUCCAAUGUCUGAAUGGUGCUGAACGAAGCGGUUUAGUCGCAGUUUUGAUGAAUAUUUUUGAGCGUUUGAGAUUCGAUAAGGAAGUUUCAAUCCCCCUAGUGAUACGUCAGUUGAAAGUCAGACGCCAACAGAUUGUUCCAAACUUUGAGCAGUUCAAAUUCUGCCAUGACGUUGUUCUUUCCCAUAUUGAGAGCAAUUCAACAUAUGCUAACAUGUGACAUAUAUAUGUGACAGAUAUAUAGAUACAUUAUUUUAUCAUUUCUAUCAUGUCAUCCCGCUUUCUCGAACAAAGAGCAAUUCAACAGGUGACGAAUGAAUAAAUAUUGAUACACUAUUCUACAUUGACAGUAUGCUUUUCUAUAUUGAGAGGAAAUCAACAUAUACUGAUAUGUGAUGAAAGUAUUGACAAAAGUAUUGAUACAAUAUCCUGCCAUGUCAUCAUCAACAUCAUCAUCAUCAUCUUCAGUAAUCUCCUCACUCUAGAAGAGUAUACUCGCGACUAACAUGUUUUCCUGCAGUUAGAUUACUAGUAAUUCAACAAGUACUAACAUUUAACAAAAAUACAGAUGAACCUUUCUACUAUGACAUUGUGCUUUCCUUCUCAUGUUUAGGUUUAUUCAACAAAUACUAACAUUUGAUAAAAAUACAGGUGAUUCUUUCUACUAUGACAUUGUACUUUCCUUCUCGUGUUUAGGGAAAUUCAACGUAUGCAAACAUUUGAUGACUAUAGAACGCGAUAGCAAACGCAUAGAAGAUGAAGAAAUGAUGAAAGAAUUUUUUAAUAUGAUAUUAUUUCGGAUUGGUUUUCCAUUCAUUAUCAAGGCUUUUAAUUAAAUCAUACCCGUAUAUUAACAUAAAUAAGCGAUCACAGAGAUAAUAAGUACACGAUGACAUAAGUUUCUAUAAGAAACAUUUUUGUUAUACGUUUGUAUAAGAUUUUUCUUUAUCUACACUUUAUUGCAUUCAUUUACAGAAUGAGAUCAGUUAUGCUAUUUCUUUUGAGAUUGGAUUAAACUUGAUGUGUAACGGUAUCAACCGAAGGUCUACAUUUUAAACACACCAAAUUGAUUUCAUACCAAAAAUAUAAUUACCGUGAUUGAACUGGCUAAAUAUAUAUUUUUAAAUGUGCUUAAUAACAUAUACUAUAAUAAUAAAUGUGCAUUAGCAAAGCUUAAUUCCUAUCACAAAUGAUUAAAUAUUACCCAAUAUGACAAUGUUUGACGUAAUUGGUGUUCAUUGUUAACAUCAGUUGACCGAAUAUGCUUAUGUAGUCUCAGAAGGUGCUGCAAAAAGACCAGUGCCUUUUGAGAAAAAAACAAAACAACGCCAGAUCAUUGAAAGAAAGGAUUGUUUCACAUGAAAAUUGAUCUGUGUAUAAAACAUGUAUAUUACUCUCCAAAACAAUUGACAGUAUUCGGAUAGAUAGAUUGAAUUCCGAAAAAGGACUGCAUAAAGGGGCCACACAUUCGGACAGUUCUACGCCUUUAAAAACUCAAUAUUUUCAAAGACCUGUUACAUAUCGUUGUUUUGAUGUAUUUCCAAUAAUGUCCCAGUGCUGACAUUUAACAUGAUAACUAGAUGGAACAUAGUUUUCAGCAAUUGUUUACUAAUGACAUUCAUUUCUAAAGGGGGACAACUUUUUCAGAAUAUUUUAAGUAUCCAUUGUACACGACAGUAUGACAGAACGCGUAAUCGUUAGGUUGAUUGUUGGUAAAGAUGUUGUUCGUUUAUCAAAUAGUUCUGUAUUUUGAUGAUAUACUCCUAAACCUUAAACUUUAUUGAAACUUUAAAAAUCUUGCUUCCAAUUGUGGUAAGGCUAGCUGUCUUUAUCACUCGGCAGCUGCUUCAAUACUUAUAUGAAAGUUUAUGUGCUAGUUAUAUUUCACUGACUGUACAUGUUAGUAAAUUCAUACGCUAGAACAUGUUAAAGAGAUUAGGGCAAACUUGUCUGAUGAAACCUUUUGACAAAAACUUUUUUGUAGUAAUCAGAAAGUUGUCGUUAGAGCUUAGUCAACUCACCGAUUAGAAUGUUUCUGUCUACAAAAUUUGUUCCAGUUCACGUAAUCCUUCGCGUGUAUCCGUGCUAUACACCGGGCAAAUUAAAGAACCAUACUGUUUAUUAGCAAAGAGCUAGGCUAAGAUAGCCGGACAGGCCUUAUCAAAAAGGAUUUCUCUCUCUGAUCUGGGGUCUUUAUCUUACUCUGUCCAUCCAUCUGGCCAGAUUGCCAUGUGGGGUCGUGAGUUCAAUCCUCGGGAGAGAUGUAUGUUCUCCGUGGCGAUUUGAUAACAGACCGAAAACAUUUCGUCCUCCACCUCUGAUUCACAUUGGGAAGAUGGCAGCUAGUAUUUGCGGAGAACAGGCUUGUACUGUUACACAAUCUGGGAACUCUGGUUACGUUAACUACCUGCCGUUACAUAACUGAAAUACUGUUUGAAAUCGGCGUUAAAUCCAAAACAAACAAACACACUUCUAAAUGUAUCAUGACGCGCCACAAAAUGACUGUAUUCUUUUGUAUUUCCACGAUGGUAAUCAUACAUGAUUUGCACGAUAAAUAAGAGAAAGUACAAAUUUAGUUACAAAUUGUUACAAAUUGACAGUCACUGUGACAUAUUAUAGAUCAAGGCAAAGUGUCUAAAUAUGUUAUUUAAUCUAUGUAACAGUACUGGUAUCCACAGAACUAGUUUCAUCAUGUUGAGUUUGGUCAAAUUUUGUUUCUAGAGUGUACAAUAUUGACUGAAUAAAUUUGCAGAUGAAGUUGUGAAAACACAUUAAUUCAGGGAGAGCCUAUAUUUUCCAUCUGUCAUCUUGUAGUAUAGCGGUAUUAUCAGAAUGAUUUUCACGAAGUUCAGGUAGGAGGUAAAAGUAGGUCACUAGGUUAUGGUGGGUCUUUAAGUAGAACUUAAAAAACUUAACACGAUUAAAACCCCAGUUUCCUUUAUACCGGUUAUCGACCGUUCGAAGGCGGUGGCCACAUUUUCCACUUGUUUUUUUGUUUUUUGUCCGUUUCUUACUUUAUGUUACGUGUAUUUUCUUGCUUGUUGAUGGUGUUUCUUUUCUCUUUCCCCUUGCAUUUAAGCCCUCUCUUUUGUAUUAGUGAGGUUAAAUGCUCACCAGAUUUUUUGCCGCCAGCCGUUCCUAGUGCUGUUUUUCCUGCUUGUCUGCGCUGUGGAAUACGGUUAAGGGAGAGUGCGUUAUUGGAGUGUGGCUUUCCCUGUUGAAUAGUCAUCCUUGCUUUUUUCACUUUCCCCAACAUCCCCACCCUUCUAUCUACCACUUACCUAAUUUGUACUUUGCAUAUAAUCAGAAUGUACUUGUUGGAUUUUUUAAGCCAUCCAUCUGCUAUUUUUUCAGUUACAGUUUAUUUUUGUUGCGGUCCUACUUUGCAAUUCAUGGCUCUAUGGCUGUGUUAGGAGUGCUCUGUGAUUCCAGGAAAUUUACCCUUACCUUUUUUUUUUAUCCUUUUUUAUUUAUGUUGCUUUAUGUUAUAAUUUGUUAGUAUUACCAUAUACCUCUGUAAGAAUACACCUUUUAUCAGACGCUAAGUGAAUAGAAAACUGGACCAGUCGGCUAUAUGGCUUUCUCAAAAAACAAUAUUUUUGAAAUAUCAUACAGACUAUAAUUCAAAUGGCUUUCUUAUUUUGACUUUUUGCUUUGAUUAUUGUUUAUCUUUAGAUAUGCUAAUUUGAACAAACGAUUAAAUGUGUCGCAGUUGUGAGUGUAUCAUCUCAAUAUAUAAUUAUAAACCAUUUCAUAUAUUGUAUACAUGUUCUUUAUCUAUGCGCAAAUGCGCAAUCUACUUUUCAAAUGGUACUUACUUGUAUUAUUCACCAAUAUCUCACCUUAUAGAGCUUUUGAUAUAUUUGAAAUUGUAUAUUUUUGAGCAUAAGAGAAAUAGCAGAUUAAAAAAAGUGAAAUAAAACUCACGGUCGCAUUUGGACAGUUGCAGAAAAGAAUCGGACAAGCCAUUCUGAAAAACAAUGGAAUGGUUUUGGUGGCCAAACAAAGAUGAAAUAUUUCAGUGAAUUUAACCAGUCGUCCGCGUCAAUCACUUUUAACUUUUGCAAGAAUAUAAGUAGUGGACUUCGCAACCGAGUGGUGAAUGUAGCUUCUUAUCUAUUGCUUCUCAACACUGUUUGUACAACCACGCUCGGAAUGUAAUGUUCAGGUGUUUAUUCUGAUUUGUCUUUCCAUGUGGCCUAUCGUGCAACAAAUUGCACGCACAAGAGGUGCAUCAGGUAUAUCUUCCUCAUCUUAACUGAAAUGACAUCAUAUGACCUUGAUCCUGACAGUGUAGCUUAUGACAAAACAGGAACAACUGUUAAAAUAAAAAAACAACAUUAAGUUAGCUCAAUGAUAGAAUCAUGGAGACAAACACAGUUAAACCAGUACUAUACUUCACCUCAGAGCACUUAAUACAAUUGAUUUUGUUUGUAUUUUUCAAAUUUAUAGUGGAUUUAUAUGAAUAAAGAUCACUUAAAAUAAAGACCA